Messenger RNA from Hylaeus volcanicus, 2828 nucleotides. Its product is annotated as tax1-binding protein 3 homolog. The coding region runs from base 326 to 700 and encodes 124 amino acids. Lineage: Eukaryota; Metazoa; Arthropoda; Insecta; Hymenoptera; Colletidae. The record is from RefSeq and is a predicted model, not a curated record. Gene Ontology annotation, cellular component: postsynaptic density; postsynaptic membrane; adherens junction. Gene Ontology annotation, biological process: neurotransmitter receptor transport postsynaptic membrane to endosome; neurotransmitter receptor transport, endosome to postsynaptic membrane. The transcript is spliced from 3 exons. Gene Ontology annotation, molecular function: protein binding.
CGCGAGUGACGUGAUCUUGGAACCAGUAGCAACUUACGCAUGGCUGUCAAUGUGAGAGCGAAAUUGUUUUAACUGAUCUUACAACUCAAAGUCAUUCAAAGCUUGUUCGACUUUAAUCAGCUAAUCGUUUAGUCAAAGCGAACGCAAUCAUUUCUACAGUAUUUGGUACCGCGUUGUCGAUUGUAUUCGUGAGUCACGUUAAAUCUGUCAUCGUUAUAUCAGUGUAAAUUGUGCGUGCACAACUGGUAUAAUCACGUUAGCCAAAUCGUUCGAGUAAUUUUAACUUUGUCGAUUUCAAUUAAACGGACGCACAACAUUCGUCAUUAUGUGCGCGAAAAUGGCUUUUCAGCAUCAGGCUGGCACCGCAAUGGAAUGCUUAAGCAUACCGAUUACAUUGCACAAGGAAACAGAAGUUAACGAAAAUGGAGAGGAAGUAAUGAAAUGUGGUUUUAAAAUAGGUGGAGGAAUCGAUCAAGAUUUUAGGAAAAGUCCACAAGGAUAUACAGAUAAUGGUAUAUAUGUUACCGAAGUACACGAAGGAUCACCAGCAGCAAAAAGUGGCCUCAGAAUGCACGACAAAAUUUUACAGUGCAACGGGUAUGAUUUCACGAUGGUCACUCAUAAAAAAGCAGUAUCGUACAUCAGAAAACAUCCAGUAUUAAAUUUAUUAGUAGCUCGCAAAGGUGUGACCAGUACUUAAAUACCAAAUGAAAAGUCUACACGAUAUAAGAGAAGUAUUUAUUUCACUUUAUACACAAACAGAGUCAACUUAUUCGAGCUACAUGUCUGCCAAAUAUCAGAUUAGUUUAUAACCAAUAGUAAGAUUAUCUUGAGUUUAUGCAAACAUAAAAAAAAACAAUAUCUGCUGUUUUAAUAACUGUUUUAUAAACUUUACUGGCACAGAGUGUCUAAAAUUCCAAUUAAAUAGAGAUACAACGUUAAUUCGCACAUAUUCGAUAUUCGUUGAAACGUUUACUUUGCAGGCAUUAUAUUCAUCUUCCAUUGCAGUAGAAUUAGAGCAUUAGAGCAAUAGAUUGAUAUAUAUGUAUAAAAAUCCUGUUAUAGUUCGUUAUUGUUGUUAAAAAGGAUAAUUGUAUAGAAGCGUUUUCCUGGUAAUGUCACUUUCCAUGUGACAGUUAAUAAUGCUAUCAAUGUGUAUAAUUAUGCUUGAGAAACAUAAUUUACAUGUGCCUGCUUUAAUAUCGUACCGUACAAUAUUUAUUGUAUAUCAAAAUUUACAAUAUUUCUUGUGCCAAACAGUAACUUCUACACAAAAUCCAUAUGAAUAUUUCUUACUGUCAUGUAUAUACUUAUAUAUAAAAGUUUCAUAGGAGUUUCAUAGAAUGAAAUUUAUUCGAACAAAAAAUUAGAAACUUCUCGAUUGAUUUAAAUGACAGAAAUAGUUGUAUGGAUGAGAGUCAUAAUAUUUUAAUUCUUUAAGUAUUUCUAUAUUGUAAAAUAUAACAAAAAUGCCAAAGCAUAAUGAAGUUACACUAGUUUAGAUACACAACAUACUUUUUACAAAAUUUCUUAUCCUACUGUAUGACAGUAUACUAUCGUAAGACUCGAACAAAAUACUUCGAAUUUAUGCAUUUAAAACAUUCUUCGACGACCGAAACAAUCAUACGAUACACGUUGUUUUAAUACCAUUAAUAAGUAUUACACUUAGUACAUACGUUAUUUACGUGAAUAAGUGAGGUCAAGUGCAACUAUUGCAUUUAUAAGCAUUUACGAAACAUUUUCUGCUAUUUAUCGUAAUGUACAGAAAGUAAUUGAGAUUGUAAACUUUGAGACCAAUAGAAAUAUUAAAUUUUCUAUUUUGUAAAUUACUUUGACCAAUAAUGAAUGUUUCGAUGCAUUUUCGUGUGCGUUUUUUAUAACUAACAGAAACAACUUUGUAUUUCGCAUUUUUUAACUUUGGCUCCAAGUGUACAAUAAGUGAAACAAAAGGAAAAGUUCCUGUUAUACGUACGACUUUCUUUUGUAUCCCGAUGUUUCUACUAAAGUCACGAUAAAAACGUCAAAUUGUUUUAUAAGAGAUAAUAUAAUAUGUUGUCACAAUUUUAUAACUAGUCUCCUAACAUGAAAGUUGAAAAAAAAAUCGUAGAACAUAAAUUAUUGUAUGCAUGUACCUACAUAGUAUGUUAAGAUUUUUUUUGUAUAGAGCCAUAGUACGACAAAUUACAUGCAUUAGUUUGAUCAAUACACAGAUCUACAUUUAUAUGAAAAUUAUAUGUUAUUUAUUGCCAAAAACGUGAUUAAUAUAGGAAAAUAUGAAACAAAAUUGCAGUUGUGUAUUAUGUAAUAUAAAUAUUUUUCCUUAUUCGAAAUAAUAAUAAUAAUAAUUUACAUAAACAUACGCAACAAUAAGACCUUAUUAGGGUUUUAGGAUCAAGAUAUGAAAAGUAGUCAACUAAUUUUUCCCACGUAUUUCCCACUCAACAUGUUAAUAAGACUAUCAUGUUUCUUUUGAAGCCUGGAAAGUCGAAUUUUAAAAACAGCUUUUUCUCCCCUUAACUUUAUAACUUCGUUUCUUAAUUUAUUCGUGAUUUUAUCAUUUCAUUUCUUUCCUUAUGUCGGAUCUAUAAUUCUCCCUUCAGCGGACCAAUGAGCUUUUGUUUACAGAAUUUCCUUGUUGGACGAGGCAUAGAUAUAAUUUUUUUGUUGUAGACUGUUUUUCGAAUAAAUCUAAGUUAAAUAUUUAACAAAAUUAAAUCAGUGAAGUAAUUAGACACGAUUCGUUAUUUAGAAUUUUUUAAUAUUGUCGCGCCAAACAUCGCGUUUAUCAUAAAAACGCGGUAUAAUACUAGUUUGACGGUACGACUGAA